AUGGCGAGGGAGAAGAUCAAGAUUAGGAAGAUAGACAACACGACCGCGAGGCAGGUUACCUUCUCAAAGCGGCGUAGGGGCCUUUUCAAGAAGGCGAAAGAGCUGGCCAUACUCUGUGAUGCCGAAGUGGGGGUGAUCCUCUUAUCCUCCAACGGCAAGCUCUUCGAAUAUUCCAGCAACAGGUGCAGAUCCUUUCCUUUUAGGCCCUUUUCCAGCUCUCUCUGUGUCUGACACUCUCCUAUUCGGUCUUGCUUUCUCCCUUUCCUGCCGCAUCCUCAUACGGCGGUCCAUAUCCCGUACGCGUGGGUGCAAGUGUUGUAGUUUAUCGCAUGCUGGUUGUGGAAUCUUCCUCACUCCUCUCUCCAUCCUUAUCUUUCUCAGUCGGAGUCGUAGUUUUUUCUUUGCUUGUUGUGGUUUUCGUGACAAUGGAAAACUAGGGCUCUCGAACGGUGUGGAAGAGAGGAGAAACACCGAGGAGAGUGGAAACCAGGGGACGCAUAGAAUGAGGAGGUUCUGAACGGUGUGCACGCUUGCAUUAAUUGGUUGAUUGAUAGAUAGAUAAAGAUAUGGAUAGAUAAGUCGCAAGAAAGAGAGAGGGAGAGAAGAGAGAGCAAGUAGGAGAGAGAGAGAGCUACGGAGAAUAGCCGAACGAAGACGACCGAACCUAGAGCGUGGAUGAUGAGAACAGCGGUUUGCGUAUACCUUAACUUUUAUCCAUAACUAACAGGUACGAGUAGGCUGUGGCUUUGUCCCAUACAGGAUGAAAACAGAUUAGGCCACAACUUGCUGUUUCCUUGACAAGGUUUUAAGAUAUGGAACUGUGAGUGUACUUAAGUCGGCUAGUUUGUCUCACUAGUAGUGAACAUUUUUCGUGUAAUUUAUCAUUUGAACUCAGAUUAACCUUAGCCUUUGUAACCCUUACCUCGGAUGAAGUUUUUUCCGGUUCUAGGUGCAUUAUCUCGUUAAUGAGUAACAUAACCGUGAUUACCUUUCUUUCUAUUGGCAACGGAGUAGUGAGUUCUUCAUAGGAUGGCCACGUUAUGAAUUAUUUCGGUUGCUUUUCUACGGCCAAUCAUGACCGAUCCGUUUUGUUAGAUGCUACUGUUCUAUGCUUCCAAAAACUAGCCUUUUUCUUAUAACUUUUUUUUUUUUUUUUUCUUAUAACUUACAUAUUUCUCACUAAUCAUUUAUGUUUAGAUUAUGGUAAUUGAAACACGUUAAGAUGAGGUACUAAACUAUAGUCAGAUGGGUCUACCUUUCAUUGGGCUGGCCCUCGUGAAUAGGUUCUUGGGGAUUGUUCCCAAUGAGUUUUCUUGUGCCUUCGUGUGUUAAAUUUAAUCCCCCGGUUGGGUUGGGUUCCAUUCUUGUUCUACUGCUAUUGUUCUUCAGUUAUCACAUGGGCUUGCAUUUAUGGAAUUACACUAACACAAUUUUCAGUGAUCGUUAAUGCGUAGGAAGGAGUUCAUAAUUGCAGAUUAAUGGCAUUCAGUGUUCUUUAAGUUGCACUCAAUUGGCUUCAUACUAUUGCUAAUAAAGAUAUUGGUGAAAAUUCGAACCCUAGUAAUCAUCAGUUCUUAUUUCCGUAGGAUUGAUUGAAGAGAAUAAAAAGAUCAAAAGAAUUCGAGCAAGGUUAUUAGGACUUCUAUGCUUGUCAAGGCCAGACAUAUUGUUUCAUUUUUUGGCUUUCUAUCGGGCAUAAAAACUCAGAGGCAUUAAGUGCUGUUGUUCCAUGGCCUUGUUCUUCUACUAUUUCUACCAGAUGACAAUGCCCACCUUCAGAACAAAGUUUUUUAUUUUUCAUUUGAAGUAAAUUAGCCAGUUGAAAAAUUGGUUAAAUUGGCCUUGAAUUGCAGAGCCCAACUGGAGUCAUCAAGUCAUAUGAAAGAGAGAACGCAAUUGUUAAGCAUCCUGAUCACUGAUUGAGAAUAGAAUACAAUCUACUAGUAUUAUUCUGAUGGUUGAUUAGAUCAUAGCACGGUAUUGGCUAUAUAUUUUUCGCCAAAGAGUGUGGAAACUUACGUUUCGGUGUUAUUCUAUGCUUAAUAAGGGCAAGUUUUCUACACAAUGAAUAGCCAAAUCUGAUUAUUUCCAGUCUUUUGAGAAUAUAUCUGCUAAAUACAAUUUAUGAGCUACAUUUUAUGUGCCAUAUUUUAGAAGAGAAUAUGGGCUUUAGUGAAGCUAAGUUUCUGCAUGAGGUGUUUAUGUUGGAUUACUGAAGGACAUGCCAUAGUGUCAUGAAAGCGAAAAAGUGUCAUUCAUAUUUGCGACUUACUACAAUUUCAAAGUGCUCAUCAUUGCAUUCUUAUUUAAAAUGUCAAAGUGUGAUAGCCUCAACAGCGAAGAACAGCUUUGAGGUGAGAGCUUGGAAGAUAGGUAGUUUAAUCAGUUACACUAAUCAGUUUCUUGUAAAUUUUCUUAGGAUUUUGUGAAACAGCAUAAGAUGCAAUGAAGGCCUUGACUAUUGUAUCCUUGCUCACAUAUUGUAUUUCCUAUUUUAUUUGAAGUAUGAAGGCAAUAAUCGAAAGACAUAACAAGUAUUCACGGGAUGAUGUGAAAUCGGUGCGGCCAUCUCAUGAUCACUGUGUAAGUCUUCAUGCGCCAUGCUUUUGUGAGUUUUCUGAUGUAGCGAAUGGUGUGUGGAAUAUUUUAGCCUUGAAUCCACAAGGCAGGAAUCUUGAACUCGGAAUCCUGAAUCCGUGGGACUUGGAAUCUUCAAUCCUUAUAUCCACAGUGAUUAACUAGGGCGACCCUUGAAUCUACACUCAUCACGCAUACUGUUUUAUUUUGUUUUAGUCUGUCCAUCCUUCCGUUCUGAAUUUGCAAGUCACUGGUACCCAUUUUUCUUGCCUUCAUAGGUUAAAGGUAGCAUCCGUGGAUCACUAAGCAAGGACGUUUUGGAGUCAAGGUUACAGCUCAGGUAUGCCUUUCCUAUAUGACUGAACGCAAGAUGUCUGUGGGUUGCUCAAACCAGCUCUUCAUCUAAUUUUUAGGCAAAUGAAAGGGGAAGAUAUUGGAGGACUAACACUGGAAGAGCUUCAGAACUUGGAGAAAGCACUUGAGAUCGGACUGUGCCGAGUUCUCACGAGAAAGGUAGGUGUGUGAUCUAUUCCGGUAACUUUGAAGGUAUCUACGGCAGAUCUUAUUUUACGGCGACUUCUACUUCCCAGGGUCAGCAAAUGGUCGGAGAAAUAAAGGAACUACAGCACAAGGUCAGUAAAUAAAUGCAAUCUGCCUGUUAGUUUAGCAUUUCUUCAAUUUCUUCCUAUUUGUGAGCAAAUGUGAAACCUAUGAAUCGGAUGUCGCAUACCUGGAUCUUCUAUUAGUUAUACUGUAGUUCCUGGCUUCUCAGAUUUAUACGCAGUCCUUCAGUCUCUUGGUCACCAUUUCGUUCCUUAAUGGAAGCCCUGACGCACAGCUGAACAUAGGCCGUUUCCCAUUCCUGGAAAGCAACUGGUCUCCUGCGCUGUAAAAGUAAAAGAGGGAGGAAUCAGAGUCGGAAAAUCGUUGGCAGUUCCCCCCCUGCCUUUUUACGUCUAACUAGAGGACGGAGCACUGCAUGAUCGAUAUAAUAUAUGGCUAAUUGGCCAGCAUUUUCAAUGUCUCACCAGCACACUGACAUGAUCGCAGGCCUAUCAUCUCUACAUUCUAAUCGUCUCUCUGGCGUGAUCUCUCAUGUUAGACCCACCUUUUCUUCAACCUUUUUGUAGAGGUACAGAGAGGCAUUACCUGGUAAAGAACCGCAUAAUAACAUGAAAGAGGUGUUAAACCUGACGUAAAAGCAGCAGUCACCUUUGUUGAAGUUAAUGAAAGAGGCAGACAUUGAACACCAACUUGAGUUUCAAUGAGCACUGGAGGACGCCAGUAACGCUGGGAUAGGUAGUAGGCACCAGAGCUUAGGCAAAAUGCAGUGAAAGCCCGUCUUGAGUGCAGAGUAGAGGACACCAGCGUCUUACUAGUAGAGCACAGCAUUCAGGCUAGAUUGCCACACAUAAGUUUUCAUUGAUGAAGCAGAUAGUUACUUCAUGGUCUGGAGUAAUAGACAUCACGGCAGUAAAAGGUGGCACUCGUGCUGUAGUAAUAUCCGCUGAAGUUAAACUUGAGCGUAGUAUGUGGCAGCAGAGGACAGAGUAAAAUAGUCUCGAUAGCUCUUCUUGUCACCCUGGUUGUUUAUCCUGAAGAAGACUCUCAAAGAAUAGCAGACGGAGAAUCUAUUGGUCAUGGGUAUCUCGGAGUUGCUCUCACCGUGGCACUUUAGGUCGGUAGACGAGAGGAAGAGACGAAUGACGUCUAGGACCUUGGGGACCACGGUUGGAAUCUCCAGCCGUGGAAUCGCGACCGUUGGCAACAGAGACGUUCUUGAUGAGUAG
This is a messenger RNA of Spirodela intermedia, 4367 nucleotides long. The record is from the annotation of a GenBank genome assembly. Lineage: Eukaryota; Viridiplantae; Streptophyta; Magnoliopsida; Alismatales; Araceae.